CUCAGUUCAGAGACGGAGAGGAAGAGUCCCUGAUCAUGAUGUCAGUUUGUGAAGAUCUCAUCGGAUGGUCAUUCUUCUGUUCUUGAUCGAAAAAACUCGCUUGUUUGUCAGUGAUGGACCAGAAGAAGACGGUGAUCGUGACAGGUUUUGGACCGUUUGGUGAACAUGCGGUCAAUGCCAGCUGGGUGGCAGUACAGGAGCUGGAGAAACUGGGUUUGGGUGACGAAAUAAACCUUCAUGUUGCUGAAGUUCCUGUGGAGUAUCAGGCCGUCCAAAGUCUCCUACCGUCUCUAUGGAAACAGCACCUCCCACAAUUAGUUGUCCACGUUGGAGUUUCGGGGAUGGCCACCACAGUAACACUCGAACAGUGUGGUCAUAACCAGGGUUACAUGCGCCUGGACAACUGCCGGUUCUGUCCCGAGUCCCGCUGCUGUAAGGAGGGAGGACCCGACUGCAUUCAUUCUGUCAUAGACAUGGACAUGGUCUGUAAGAGAGUCAACUCCUCUGGGCUUGGGGUCUCUGUGUCUGUAUCGAAGGACGCCGGCAGGUAUCUGUGUGACUACACCUACUACACGUCUCUGUUUCUGGGCGACGGCAGAUCUGCGUUUGUCCAUGUUCCUCCUCUGGGAAAACCGUACAGCGCAGAGGAUCUGGCUCGCGCCCUCAGAGCCGUCGUUCUGGAGAUGCUUGAACUGAUGGAGCAAAACAAGGGAAAGAAACACUGUCUGCACGACCAGUGAGAGUCUCACACGCUCUUGUUUGGAUUCAAGAGUUCAUGCACAUUUGAAGACUUCGAUAUCUUAACUUGUGUGCUACGUACACGGAGCAUUCAGCUGGUUUGAGAGUUGACUCGUGUGCUAAACUCAAUGCUGGGCUCAGAUCAUUAAGAAAGCACUUUAAUGGGGUAUACUUGAAACAUGCAGAGAUUUGGUAUUAUGCAUAAAACAGACGUCAUUUUAAUGUGAAAACCAUGUCGAAACU
Molecule: messenger RNA, 981 nt
Organism: Rhinichthys klamathensis goyatoka
Lineage: Eukaryota; Metazoa; Chordata; Actinopteri; Cypriniformes; Leuciscidae
Gene: pgpep1
Product: pyroglutamyl-peptidase I
Exons: 5
Coding region: 114-740 (208 amino acids)
Biological process (GO): proteolysis
Cellular component (GO): cytosol
Molecular function (GO): pyroglutamyl-peptidase activity
Source: RefSeq, a predicted model, not a curated record